Messenger RNA from Coffea arabica (coffee), 1146 nucleotides. The record is from RefSeq and is a predicted model, not a curated record. NCBI's taxonomy places the organism in Eukaryota, Viridiplantae, Streptophyta, Magnoliopsida, Gentianales, Rubiaceae.
AUGGCAUGGAAUGAAUUCUGUUUGAUCAUCAUCUUUGGCCUUGCUUACAUAAUGCUACUUGGUGCUAGAAACCAUCUAUCUUCCAAGUUGUCAUUUGGAAUAUUUGGAGGGAAAGGAUUUGAUUUUCAUCCGUAUUGUUCAAAUUUGGAGCUAUCCAAUAUUGCAUUUGUAGAUGAUUUGUUUCUAAUAUCAGCAGUUAUUGAGCAUUCUUUUUGUUUGGUCAGAGACACGAUUGCUGAAUUUCGAAGUUUAUCUGGUUUGAAGCCUAAUCUUCAUGAGAGUAGUGUGUAUGUAGCUGGUGAGAGUGAUGAAGUGCGACAGCAACUGUGCAACACAUUAGAGAUGCCAAAGGGUGAACUACUAGUUAAAUACUUAGGUUCGUCUCUUAUUUCAACAAAACUCAGCUAUAAGGACUACCAACCUGUUUCUAUGAAGAUGCAGCAGAGGGUACAAAGUUGGGCAGCAAAAAAGCUUACCUAUGGAGGUCGGUUGCAGCUUAUCUUAUCUAUCCUUAGUGGUAUCUACCUCCGUUGGACUGGUGUUUUUAUACUACCCAAAGCAGUACUUAAAAGGAUUGACAACAUGUUAUCCUCAUUUCUAUGGUCUGGUGAAAUUAAAUCACGUUAUGUAGCAAAAGUAAAGUGGGAAGAUGUCUAUAAACCAAAGAAGAAUGGUGGACUAGGACUGCAGAACAUAGCCAACUGGAAUAAGUGUCUGAUCCUUAAGUUCAUUUGGAAUCUAUGUCAGAAAAAUGAUACUUUAUGGGUUAAAUGGAUACACUUUGUGAUACUGAAAGGACAUAGUCUUUGGGAAGUAAAAAUUCUUGUUGAUUGUUCAUGGUGUUGGAGAAAGUUGUUACAACGUAGGCAUCUUGCUCAGCCAUGGAUUAAAAUUGACAUUGGUAAUGAUGUGUGUUAUGCGAUCAAGACACUGAAUAUCUUAAACACUGAAUAUGGGAUAAAGUGCAAAAUUGUGCUUGCUAUAUAUGGGGUGCUUACCUUGGGAACAGGAAAUGGAUUGGAGAGGAAUAGAAGGAUUUUACAACAUGUUGCUACAAGUACUGGACAACUUCUUACAGCUAUCACUAAAGUUGUCCAAAUUGUGGUUGUUUCAUGGCCUAAAGCUCCUCGGAUUCAAGAGAAUUAG